Molecule: messenger RNA, 1980 nt
Organism: Ciona intestinalis (vase tunicate)
Lineage: Eukaryota; Metazoa; Chordata; Ascidiacea; Phlebobranchia; Cionidae
Source: RefSeq, a predicted model, not a curated record
UCAGUGUGUAUAGGUUUAAGAUUCCGUAGAAUUUUUUAUAAGUAUUGUUCAACAUCUUGGUCUCGGAAUAGUUGACAAUGAAGUUUAUUCUUUUAGUUACUCUCAUUAUUGGAUCAACAUAUGGAUUCUAUAAUGAUGAUGAUUACGUUGUGGAAUUAACACCAAGUAAUUUCGACUCUGAGGUUUUGGAAAGUAAAGAGUUGUGGUUGAUUGAGUUUUAUGCGCCGUGGUGUGGACAUUGUAGCUCUCUUGCACCAGAAUGGAAAAAGGCUGCAGAUAAUUUGCAGGGCCUUGCGAGCAUUGGUGCAGUGAAUGCAGAUGCCCACCCCUCAUUAGGCUCUAAAUACGGUGUCCAAGGUUUUCCUACAAUCAAAAUCUUUGGUUUUGACAAAAGUAAUCCAAAACCUUACAAUGGUGCAAGAUCUGCAGAUGCCAUCACUGAUGCAGCAAUGAAAGCAGUUCGCGAGAUGGUAGAAGAUCGAAAAAGUGGAAAAAAACGUGGAGGUGGUGGUGGUGGACAAAGUCGAAAAGAGGAAAAAUCAUCAAGUGAUGAUGUCGUCACGCUUACCGAUUCAAACUUUAGAGAACUUGUACUUGAAGGGAAAGAAACUUGGUUCGUUGGGCCUGCGAGCAUUGGUGCAGUGAAUGCAGAUGCCCACCCCUCAUUAGGCUCUAAAUACGGUGUCCAAGGUUUUCCUACAAUCAAAAUCUUUGGUUUUGACAAAAGUAAUCCAAAACCUUACAAUGGUGCAAGAUCUGCAGAUGCCAUCACUGAUGCAGCAAUGAAAGCAGUUCGCGAGAUGGUAGAAGAUCGAAAAAGUGGAAAAAAACGUGGAGGUGGUGGUGGUGGACAAAGUCGAAAAGAGGAAAAAUCAUCAAGUGAUGAUGUCGUCACGCUUACCGAUUCAAACUUUAGAGAACUUGUACUUGAAGGGAAAGAAACUUGGUUCGUUGAAUUCUAUGCACCGUGGUGUGGACAUUGUAAAAAUCUUGCACCACAGUGGGCGAGAGCAGCAACUGAAGUGAAAGAUAAGACUGAAGGAACGAUCAAACUCGGUGCAUUAGAUGCAACAGUUCAUCAAGCUACUGCUCAGCAAUACGGGAUCCGUGGUUAUCCAACCAUUAAAAUUUUUAAACAAAAUGAGAAGAGCAGCCCAAUAGAUUACGAUGGGUCACGCGAUUCGAGUGGUAUCGUCAACAAAGCCAUGGAAUAUUAUGUGGAAAAUAUCGACCCACCAACUAUUUAUGAACUUGUAAGUCAAGAAGUGUUUGAUGAGAAUUGUGGAACCCAUCUUUGUAUUCUUGCUUUCUUACCUGAUAUUGCCGAUGAUGGUAAAGAUGGUAGGAACAGAUAUAUAGAUUUGUUGAAAUCACUUGGUGAUCGAUUCAAGAAACAAAGAUGGGGAUGGGCUUGGCUUCCUGCUAAUGCAAAUCCAGAAUUGGAAAAAUCAUUGAAAGUUGGUGGAUCAGGUUACCCGGCUCUUGUGGCUUUAAACAAGAAAAAGGAUGUUUAUGCAUUAUACAUGGGUGCAUUUAGUGAUGAUGGUCUUGGCCCAUUCCUCAACCAAUUGACUUACGGACGCAGUCGGCUCAGUACUCACACACUAUCUGAAGGAAAACUACCUGAAGUGAAAACCCGUGAACCCUGGGAUGGAAAAGAUGCACCACCGAUGGAAUUCGUGGAUGAAGACCUCAGUGAUUUUAAAUGGGAUGAUGAAUUAUGAUGUAACAAUAGCAGCGUUAAUAACAGUUCCAUGGUUUACAAAUAUUCAAUGUGAAGCAGCAAAAUUUUAUUUUUCCACCUUGCCGCUAGGUGGGGUGAUGUGCAAUAUGAAAAAGAAAUUAAGCAACCAAACACGGCAGUAAAAUGUGCCUUUGUUUAAAAGUUUCAAUAAAACAUAUUCUAGAUUAAUAAUUCUUGAUUUGGAUGUAAAAUGUUUGUCACCUGAUACAACAAAUACAAUAGCAGCCUUUUUUCAA